AUGGCGGAAUUGGUCUCUUUUACGGUUCCCACGGAGAGUGACAAAACCUUGCUGGUGUGGGAGCUGAGUUCUGGACCCAGGGCCGAGGCCUUGCAUCAUUCUCUGUUCGCAGUAUUCUCCCAGUUUGGCCUUCUGUAUUCGGUCUGAGUCUUCCCAAACGCUGCAGUGGCCCGUCCUGGUUUCUACGCCAUCAUCAAGUUUUACUCAGCAAGGGAUGCUCACAGAGCCCAAAAGGCAUGCGACCAGAAGCAGCUUUUUCAGAAUUCUCCAGUGAAGGUUCGUCUUGGCACCAAACAUAAGGCGGUUCAACAUCAGGCCCUUGCCCUAAACAGCUCCCAGUGCCAAGAACUGGCAAAUUAUUACUUUGGUUUCAAUGGAUGGUCAAAAAGGAUCAUCAAGCUUCAGGAUCUUUCUGACCUUGAAGAAAGGGCAAAUGAAGAUACUGUGCCACCACUUCAGAAGCAGAGCCUGAAAUUCUUCUGUGCUUUAGAGGUGGUGUUGCCAUCCUAUGAGUGCCGGAGUCCCGGAGCUGGCAUGGCCGAGGAGACUUUGGAUGACCUGGAGGAAGGGCCAUUAUCAUUUCUUAUGAAAAGGAGGACAACCCAGAAGCUUGCUAUUCAGAAGGCUGUGUCAGAUGCAUUCCAGAAGCUGUUGAUUGUGAUUUUAGAAAGUGGUAAAAUAGCUGUGGAAUACAGACCCUGUGAAGAGAUCACAGAUGCCAGUACUGAAGACGAGCUGCAGGAUUUAAUUCAAGUCAGCUACUUUUCUUGGAAGCAGUAUGGCCAGGGGGAGGAAGAACGUCUCUCGGAUUUAAGCUUUGAAGAGCAAGAGUUCAAAUUGCUAGAGCUGGACUAGCAUUUUUUAAUUUCCCAGGAUGCCAG
Molecule: messenger RNA, 881 nt
Organism: Neofelis nebulosa (Clouded leopard)
Lineage: Eukaryota; Metazoa; Chordata; Mammalia; Carnivora; Felidae
Product: RAD52 motif-containing protein 1-like
Cellular component (GO): nucleolus
Molecular function (GO): RNA binding
Source: RefSeq, a predicted model, not a curated record